Messenger RNA from Vanrija pseudolonga, 1082 nucleotides. Its product is annotated as putative AIM2 family protein. The coding region runs from base 84 to 896 and encodes 270 amino acids. Lineage: Eukaryota; Fungi; Basidiomycota; Tremellomycetes; Trichosporonales; Trichosporonaceae. The transcript has 8 exons. Gene Ontology annotation, molecular function: hydrolase activity. The record is from RefSeq and is a predicted model, not a curated record.
CUCUUGCCUCAUCAUCUCAUCUGGCAUCGCGAUUAAUAACACGCCGCAUAGUACCUCACACGCGUACCAUAGUAUCCACAGCCAUGUCCAAAGCCGAGGGAACCACCUGCUGCCCGCCGUCGGCGCCCAAGCCCAAGGUCGCGCACCCCGUGUCUGAGCAGGGCGCGUACGAGCCGCGGGGAAAGCUGGUAAAGGCCGGCGACUUUGAGCAGGUCUACGUCACCGGGCCCGAUGACGCCGAGCAUGCCAUCCUCGUCGUGUACGACAUCUUUGGCUUCUGGGAGACGACGCUGCGUGGCUCGGACCUCCUCGUCUCCAACCUCCAGCUCACCCUCCCGCACAAGGUGUUCAUGCCUGACCUGUUCCGCGGCAAGCCCUUCCCGCCUGACAAGGACGGGGACAAGGAGGAGCUGGGCAAGUUCUUUGCUGGCACUGCCAACCUUGAGAAGCGCCUCCCCGAGGUCAUCAAGUUCGCCGAGUACUUGAAGAACGAGCGCGGCUUCCACUCGGUCUCGCUGCUCGGCUACUGCUGGGGUGGCAAGAUUACGCUGCUGUCGCUCUCGAGCCAGCUGCCACACCACGAGAGCUCAGUCUUCACGUGCGGCGCGACGGUCCACCCUGCCAUGAUCGCCGUCGACGACGGCAAGCACCUCGACCGCCCGCUCGCCUUUUUCCCGAGCAAGGAUGAGCCAAAGGACGUCAUCGACUCGAUUGUCAGCGCGAUGCAGCACAAGAAGUUUGAGGAGCAGUGUGCCUACCACUUUUACAACACUGUGCACCACGGAUGGGCGGCUGCCCGCGCCGACCUCAACGACCCCGAGAACUUCAAGCAGUACGAGGAUGUGUAUCAGCGUCUCGCCGACUACUUUGCGCGGGUCGACUGCGCGAGCUCGUGAGCGCUGCCCAGUCGGCGCACGCGGCUGAAUCAGCAGACCCGGGCAGAGUAGGCUAUGAAUCAUGAUGUUCAAGCGCCGUUUAGUCGUGACGCUCAAGUUCGUGCCGUUGGAGAGUCCAGUCGCAGUCGCCGGGGCAUGGCAUUCUCGGCGCGCUGCGCGGUGUGAUGUACGACUUGCCUUGGCGUG